AUGUCGACUCUGCCAAUCGUUAACCAGGAACUGCAGAUACUGGAGAUUAGAGAGACCUACGAAGACUCAGGUUGUGGGUUCCAGUUCGCAGGGACUCUCGUUGUGUAUCAAAUAAAGGGCCUUUUGUACCAUGCAAAGCUGAAAGGCCGUUGCUCUUCUCCUUCGAUUGUCAAUGCAGAGGACCUUAUGAACGUUAAGCAAAUUCCUGCGUCGGCCUACAAUCCCAAAUUUCCUGUCGGAUUUACGCUAUCGCCUGGAUCCCUACCUAACGGUUGUCAUGUCAAAAAACCCCAAUUGAUCAAUUACGAUCGGAUUAGUGUAGGACCUCAACCGAAUUUGAUUGCAGAAGAUAUCCUCAGGGAAGCAAGGAUUUACGAACUCUUAACGUUACACCCACAUCCCAACAUUGCUACCUACCUCGGUUGUCAAGUUUCUGACGGCACAAUCACGGGACUUUGCCUUAAGAAAUACCCUCAUACCUUGAUGAAAGAGGUCAACCCGGGCGGUCUCAAAAAGAGAGCACUUAGAAACAUGCGGAAAGCGAAGGGGGAAUACAGUCAUUUCCUCACGGGCAUUGAAAAUGGCAUUCAGCACCUUCACUCGUUGGGGUUGGUUCAUAACGAUAUCAAUCCAAGCAACAUAAUGAUCGAUGAGGAGAGAGCAAUCAUCAUCGAUUUUGGAUCUUGCCGGAAGCUAGGAGAGAGCUUAGAAAAUGUGGGCCGUACCUACGAAUGGUACGAUGACAAAAUUCAGAAGUCUCUUCUAGAGAAUGACUUGAACGCCUUGGAAGAAAUUCGCAUUUGGCUUGGCGUUAGUUCACAAGAAUUCCAAUUUGAUGAAUAG
Penicillium psychrosexuale is the source of this 843-nucleotide messenger RNA. RefSeq lists its product as uncharacterized. The transcript has a single exon. Gene Ontology annotation, molecular function: protein serine/threonine kinase activity; ATP binding; RNA endonuclease activity. Gene Ontology annotation, cellular component: IRE1-TRAF2-ASK1 complex. NCBI's taxonomy places the organism in Eukaryota, Fungi, Ascomycota, Eurotiomycetes, Eurotiales, Aspergillaceae. Gene Ontology annotation, biological process: intrinsic apoptotic signaling pathway in response to endoplasmic reticulum stress; protein phosphorylation; IRE1-mediated unfolded protein response. The record is from RefSeq and is a predicted model, not a curated record. Bases 1 to 843 code for a protein of 280 amino acids.